CGUGGGUCGGGGGGGGGGGACACACGGGGGAAGGUGUCCCCCGGGGGAAGGGGCCAUCGGCCGUGGCCUUGCCGAGCUGGGUGGGAGGGAGUCGGCUGCGGGCUGCCAUGGCUCUGGGGCUCUCCGCCAAGAAAACCUCUUCCAGGAACAUCGCCGUGGAGAGGAAAAACCUCAUCACCGUCUGCAGGUUCUCGGUGAAGAGCCUGCUGGACAAAUACACGGCAGACCCCAUCGACGACUCCUCGGAGGAGUUUGUGAACUUUGCUGCCAUCCUCGAGCAGAUCCUCAGCCACCGCUUCAAAGGUCCCAUCAGUUGGUUCAGCUCGGAUGGGCAGCACGGGUUUUGGGAUUACAUCCGCCUGGCCUGCAGCAAAGUCCCCAACAACUGCGUCAGCAGCAUCGAGAACAUGGAGAACAUCAGCACCUCCAGGGCCAAGGGCCGGGCCUGGAUCCGUGUGGCACUGAUGGAGAAACGGAUCUCUGAGUACCUCACCACAGCCCUGAGGGACACCCGGACCACCCGGAGGUUUUAUGAGGAUGGGUCCAUCAUGCUGCGGGAAGAGGCCGUGGUGCUCACUGGGAUGCUCGUCGGGCUGGGGACCAUUGACUUCAGCUUCUGCCUGAAGGGUGAGGUGAUGGAUGGGAAGAUGCCCAUGGUCAUUGACUACACCCCCUACCUGAAGUUCACCCAGAGGUAUGACCACCUGAGUGAGGAGGAGGAGAGGGGCAGCGUGGGGAGCAGCACGAGUGAGGACAGCUCCCCCGACCACCCCUACCUGCCCCUGGUCACUGAUGACGACAGCUGGUACAACAAGUGGCGCAAGAUGGAGAAGAAAUUCCGCAUCGUGUAUGCCCAGAAGGGGUACCUGGAGGAGCUGGUGAGGCUGCGGGAGUCGCAGCUGAAGGACCUGGAGGCAGAGAACAAGCAGCUGAAGCUGCGGCUGGAGGAGGUGAUGGUGCAGAACCAGCUGGAGAAGAGGGAGCUGGAGGGCGUCAUCCUGGAGCUGCAGGAGCAGCUGACGGGGCUGAUCCCCAGUGAGAACCCCCAGCUGACCCAGCUCUCCAAGGAGAUGGUGACACCCCUGGUGAACCAGUGGCCCUCCCUGGGGACCCUCAACGGCAACGAGAGCAGCUCGGACAGCAAACUGUACAGGAGGCAAAGCUUCGUGAGCACCGAGCAGCUCUCACCCGGCAACAGCCUCAGCUCCGACUCCCAGUGCCUGGGCGAGGGCAAACGCGAAGGGGAGCCCUGGGGGCCCUUGGGGAAGGAUCCCACCCCCUCCAUGCUGGGGCUCUGCGGCUCCCUGGCAUCCCUGCCCAGCUGCAAAUCCCUGCCCAGCCUGAAAUCCAGCGAGUGCCUGGUGAGCGACAGCACCCAAGGCAGCCCGACCCGCACCCCCAGCUGAGACCCCCGACCCCCCCCUCCUCACCCGGACCCAACCUCACCACACACCAGUGACAGCCUCGCCCCCUCCUCACCACCCCGGGACCGCCGAGGGAAUUCGCCGAACCCCCGGGAAGGUUGGGGAUGGAUGGAUGAUGGAUGGAUGGGGUUUCUCCUCCCCCCCCCCCCCCGCCCCUUCCCCAAUUUGACACCGCAUCCCUUGGCUCGGACUCCCGGUUCGGUUUGGAGGCGUGGACCUCUUGGGAUGGGGCUGCCGGACCCAUGGGAGCCAGGGAAAAAAACUGUGCUGGGGGGUGGAUGGGGACAAGGGGUAACAGCAGCUGGGGGGCAGAGCCAGAAGCUCCCCCCCCACCCAGGGGUGCGGGUCUGGGUGCAGCCCCCGUAUCUGUCUCAUCCCCUGCCCACCCAGUAUGGGGGGGGGGGGGGGGGCUCUCCCACCCUUUUGGGGACCUGUCCCCCCCUUGGAGCAACAUCCCCAUGACAGGGAUAGGCUCUUUCCCUCCCCCCUCCCCUUCCCCAUCCCCCCCCCCCCCGGCGUUGUUUUGGGUGGUUUUUGGGUUUUAAUUUAGUUCCAUCUGCCCUGGUGAAGCAAAAGGAAUCAAUAAACACAGCAAGCUGAGCUGGCUUCC
This is a messenger RNA of Calypte anna (Anna's hummingbird), 2034 nucleotides long. RefSeq names its product RUN domain containing 3A (gene RUNDC3A). Gene Ontology annotation, cellular component: cytosol. The coding region runs from base 108 to 1406 and encodes 432 amino acids. The record is from RefSeq and is a predicted model, not a curated record. The transcript is spliced from 11 exons. Lineage: Eukaryota; Metazoa; Chordata; Aves; Apodiformes; Trochilidae.